This is a messenger RNA of Quercus robur (English oak), 2395 nucleotides long. RefSeq names its product nucleobase-ascorbate transporter 3. Lineage: Eukaryota; Viridiplantae; Streptophyta; Magnoliopsida; Fagales; Fagaceae. Gene Ontology annotation, cellular component: plasma membrane; plasmodesma. Bases 392 to 2026 code for a protein of 544 amino acids. The transcript has 13 exons. The record is from RefSeq and is a predicted model, not a curated record. Gene Ontology annotation, biological process: transmembrane transport. Gene Ontology annotation, molecular function: transmembrane transporter activity.
ACCCCAAAUUACAACCUUAACGUAAUCCCAGGCGCUCUCUCUCUCAGUCUCUUCCUUUUUAUCACUCUCUCUCUCUCGUCACUCUCUCUCUCUUCCUCUCAAGUCUCUCUAGCUCUCAAAUAACUUCGUUUUUUUAUGGUAACAAACUUCAUUACAUGUUGAAAGAGUUUCCUUUCUUCUAAGAAAUCAAUUACCGAUACACUUUUGCUUUACGUAGUUACUACUUUUUAUUAAUUUUCCCUUUCUUCCUGAUCUUCCUUUGCUUACUAUAUAGUAUAUCCUUUGUUGCGUCUGUGGUUUUAUUGAAUAAAAACCAAGAAGAAGAGCAAGCGUUUAAACACACCCACCAAAAAAGAAACAAAAGGACUGGUAGUUGAAGAAGAAGAAGAAGAUGGUGGAAACGGCAAAUCACCAGCACCCACAGGGGCCACCGCCAGCACCACUUCAGCCACUUGGAGGGGCAAGGGGUCCUCUUUUUGCUCCCAACGAGCAAUUUCAACACCUCCAAUAUUGCAUCCACUCCAACCCAAGAUGGGUGGAAACAUUUAUACUGGGUUUCCAGCACUAUAUUGUAAUGCUUGGAACUACAGUUUUGAUUGCCAGUAUACUUGUGCCUAAAAUGGGUGGCAGCCAUGGUGAUGAAGCCCGUGUUAUUCAAACAUUGCUCUUUAUGGCGGGACUGAAUACACUGGUUCAAACAAUGAUUGGGACGAGGCUUCCUACAGUGAUGAGUGCAUCAUUUGCUUACGUCAUACCCGUGUUGGCAAUUAUCAAUGAUAUCUCCGAUGAGACCUUUACAUCUGAGCACCAGAGGUUUUUGCACACUAUGAGGACAAUUCAAGGAUCCCUAAUUGUCUCUUCCUUUGUCAACAUCGUUCUUGGAUUUAGUAAGGCAUGGGGGAGGUUGACAAGAUUAUUUAGUCCCGUUGUUCUUGUACCAGUAAUUUGUGUAGUGGGUCUUGGUCUGUUCCAGAGGGGCUUCCCACAGGUUGCUAACUGUGUCUGGAUUGGCCUGCCCAUGCUUAUUAUACUGGUUAUUACCCAGUAUUUGAAGCGCAUCAUUCCUAUGUCCCAUGUCACACUUGAGAGGUAUGGUUUGCUUAUUUGCAUUGGUAUUGUCUGGGCUUUUGCUGCUAUCCUCACUGUGGCUGGUGCUUACAACCACGUAAAAGAGGCGACUAAACAGAGUUGCCGCACUGAUCGUUCCUUCCUUAUGUCAUCUGCUCCUUGGAUUAAAAUUCCUUAUCCAUUUCAGUGGGGUACUCCCAUAUUCAGAGCGAGCCAUGUCUUUGGGAUGCUGGGGGCAGCACUUGUUACAUCAGCAGAGUCAACUGGAACCUUUUUUGCUGCAUCGCGUCUUGCAGGUGCUACACCUCCACCAUCACAUGUCCUCAACCGAAGUAUUGGCAUACAGGGUCUCGGCACGCUGCUUGAAGGGAUCUUUGGUUCUGUUGUUGGUACUACUGCAUCUGUUGAAAAUGUUGGACUCCUUGGACUGACUCACAUAGGGAGCAGAAGAGUAGUGCAGAUUUCAACUUCCUUCAUGAUCUUCUUCUCCAUAUUUGGGAAGUUUGGUGCAUUUUUUGCAUCUAUUCCUUUACCAAUAUUUGCUGCCAUAUACUGUGUUUUGUUUGGCUUUGUUGCUGCUGUUGGGAUCUCAUUUAUGCAGUUUGCAAACCCUAAUUCCUUGAGAAACCACUACGUUUUGGGCCUGUCCCUGUUCCUGGGGAUCUCAAUACCUCAAUAUUUUGUCAUGAACACUGAUAUGAAUACUGGUCAUGGACCAAUUAGAACAGGUGGUGGAUGGUUCAACGACAUUUUUAACACAAUAUUCUCAUCACCACCAACUGUGGCAAUGUUUGUUGGGACACUGCUUGAUAACACGCUUGAUGCAAAGCACGAAAUUACUAACAGAGGACUUCCAUGGUUGACUCCCUUCCAUAGGAGGAAUGGAGAUUCUAGAAGUGAUGAGUUCUACAAUUAUCCCAUGAGGUUAAAUGAGUACCUCCCCACCAGAUUUCUCUGAACUCUUAAACCUGUUAUUGUAUAUUAGAUAUAUAUUUACUAUGAGCAAAAUAUUGGCUGUGUUUUUUAUGCAAAGCAAGGGGUUUUCUAAAUAUAGAAGUGAUAAUGUCACCAAAGGUGAGCCCGUAGAGUACUUCCCUAGUUCACUUGACCUCAUAUCUCCAUGGCUGCUUGAUAUCCCUGCCCAAGUGCUAGCGCGACAACUGACUAGCUUCUCCCAGUAGCCCCAUAUGGAAUUCUUGGUUCACUUGGUGUGUCCACUACUUGGUGUGGAUGUGUUCCAAACACUUGAUCUUUGGUGUGAGUUCCACAUUGUUUAUUCACUAAAAUAUUUCCAACAAGAGCGCUUGUGGCCUCAUAUUGUUUAACA